AUGGCGCCGAUCCAGACAUUUAGCUCCAGCCCCAUCACCGCGGCCAAGGCGCCCGCGGCGACAGCCCAGCCCACGCCGACGACGAGCAGGGCUGCUGCGCCAGCCACGGCGGCCGCCCCGGCCUCUUCUGCCGCGAGCCUGUACGGACCGCCGUCAGCGCAGCCAGGAUCCAGGCCGUCCUACCCCUCGGCGACCUCAUCGGCCUCGACCCCACCGCGCGCUGCCCACCACCAACAGCAGCAGGCCACGCCGACCCAGCCACUUGCCAACAACGACAACAACAACAACAAUCCUCCCGCGCCACAGCCCGGCGCAGCGCCCACCCCCCCAGGCGCAUCGCUGCUGCCCGCAUCCGCAUCACUUUUUGCCUCGCGGCCGGCUGGCGCCGCUGGCAGCUCGCUGCUGCCUCGGCCACCCAAAAAAGGUGAAACACUAGGUCCCGCGCACACGGGCGUAGCGGCGCCGCCGCCGCCGCCGCCCACGUAUGGGGGAGGGACCUACAGCUUUGUGCCUACCACCACCACCAGCAUGCCAGCGCAGAUGGCCUAUCCUCCGCCGGCCACGUCGAUGUCCAUCAGAGGCACCUCGACCACCGCGACGACGGCUGCCACGUUUUCCUCGCCGUAUGCCUCAGGGCCCGUGCCGCUGCCCGUCGGCAACGCGCUCGCCGCCCCCGGCAUCAACCGCGCGACCGACAUGUCGCACCCGCCGGGCUACCAGCAAGACGCCCACGCGGCCGAGUUCUCCAGCGGUCAGCGCGCGGCCCACCAUGCAUAUGUCUCGCAGCACCAGGCCGCGUUUGGCCCUGGCAGCUUCGUGGGCGGCGCAGGAGAAGACGGUGCGGGCGAGGACGGCAUCUGGGGCACGGCCAAGAAAUGGGUGUCGGCUGCCGGGGACACCCUGGUAGCAGCCGAAGGGCAGGUCUGGAAGGUUGUGAACAACAAGGAUCAAACGUAG
Molecule: messenger RNA, 957 nt
Organism: Cordyceps militaris CM01
Lineage: Eukaryota; Fungi; Ascomycota; Sordariomycetes; Hypocreales; Cordycipitaceae
Exons: 1
Coding region: 1-957 (318 amino acids)
Source: RefSeq, a predicted model, not a curated record